AUGGUUGAUCCAGGUGAAGAUUUUGCCAAAAUGUUAAUGAAUAUGCUGGGUAACGUUCAUAACUGUACUUUUACUGUUAAUGGCAGAAAGAUUACGUCUGUUGAUGGUCUUUCAAAAGCACUCCCUGAUAAUGCAAAAAUCGAGGUCAUACCUAACUUAUCACGUGCUGCUUUCACGUCUUUAGGUCCGCGAGGUCUUUCCUUGGAAAUUAAAAGUCGAAUUAAUCCUAAACGACCCACUAUCAAAGUUGAAACUGUUCAUAUUUCAUGCUCUUCGGAUUCAUAUGAUGAAAGCGAAGAUAUGGGAGGCCUUAUUAUCUACUCUUUUGACAACGAACAGAUGUUUGUACUAAAUGGACAUCGAUGUCGUACUGGAUAUAUUCUGAUCAAAGCGACGAAAAAUAUUGUCCAGGUAAAAAGCAAUCAAGGAAUAGUACACGGAAAUUUGUUUAAAUGGUUUUUUGGCAUUGAACCCGAUGAGCGUUUUGUCGGUGCAGGAUUUUCAUUGCAUGAAAAUAAGUUUAAAUUUAAUUCUGGAGUGUUCAAUGCACGAAAUGAUGACUAUCAUGAUGAUAACAAAUCAAUGAGUGAAGGCGAAAUUUAUUUGAUCAAGUAUGCAUUAAAAGAACUCUUUAUAAAUGAUAAGUGGAAAACGAAUCCAACAUUGUCAGUUUUAAAUCUAGACAGAAGUCGUUAUGACCCUGGUGAUUGUUUACCAAUACAAAAUCAUCCAAAAUCAACAGUGAACAGUGAUACUCGUUAA
Rotaria sp. Silwood2 is the source of this 762-nucleotide messenger RNA. Lineage: Eukaryota; Metazoa; Rotifera; Eurotatoria; Philodinida; Philodinidae. The record is from the annotation of a GenBank genome assembly.